Messenger RNA from Manduca sexta (tobacco hornworm), 756 nucleotides. RefSeq lists its product as uncharacterized. The transcript has a single exon. The record is from RefSeq and is a predicted model, not a curated record. Lineage: Eukaryota; Metazoa; Arthropoda; Insecta; Lepidoptera; Sphingidae. The coding region runs from base 128 to 475 and encodes 115 amino acids.
CGUAGAAGAGUGGCAUACCAGGCUGGAGAGUCCGAGUGCGUGAUUGAGGACUGUCGCAGCAGUGCGACCAGACUUCCUAAGCUGGCUUGACAGACGCCACGGUGCGCCGACAUUCCGUUUGACACAGAUGCUGACGGGCCACGGGUGUUUUGGCUCGUUUCUGUGUCGGAUCGGAAAAGAGAAGUCGGCCGUGUGCCACCACUGUGGCAACGGCCGCGAGGACACGGUUCAACACACUCUCGAGGAGUGCGCAGCUUGGGAUCUACAACGCAGCGCUCUUAGAACAGUCGUCGGAGGAGACCUCUCGCUGCCGGCCGCGGUCUCUGCCAUGGUCGGCGGCUGGAGGUCAUGGCGAGCGAUGGCCUCAUUCUGCGAGUGCGUCAUCUCGCGAAAGGAGAGUGCCGAGCGGGAUCGUGAGCAGAACGACCCCGCCCGCCACCAGAGGAGAAGAAGGAGGCGCGGGAUAGACGACUGACCGGCGCCUUAAGCCCUGUGGCUCGGGGCAUCUAAAGCAUUCCGCCACGGUAUCCCCUGCCUGUCGUAAGAGGCGACUAAUUGGGGCUUAGAGCGAGUCGCGGGCGAACAGUAGGGGGCUGCUCGCUCGACUACAGCGACUCUGAGGUGGACGACAAUGUGGGUAGUAGGUCUCCCGAUGUCGUAGACUCCAAAGGAGUCAUUCAGCAUGUGGGACAUCUUAGCCCCUUCAAUUAGAGAGGUGCCGCAAUGCGGUAUCGCGCAAGGAGAAACCCCGGGGCC